UGCAUAGUUUUGUAAACCACAAAAGCAGCAUCAGUUUAGAGAGAAGAUUUACAAACAGCGAACAACACACAUUAUUUAUUUUAUUAUAAACAAUUUUAAAAUUUCGUUUAUAUUAAAAAAAAAAUUAAAAUUAAUUUUGUGUUAUUAAAAUUGAUUUACUAAUAGUGCUCUGAAUUUGUUGUUGGAUGGUGUCGGGAAGAUUUUGAAUCUCAAAAAAAAUGGUGUAUAGUUUUUCAUUUAAAUUUCCUGUUUGCGCUCAUCCAAAUCACAUAAGAAAUAAAUCAUAAUCGGAUACAAUUUUUUUUUUCUUAUUUUAAUUUAAUAUUUUUAUUUUGUGAUAUUUAUUGUUUUUGAAAAUUUUAAAAAUAUUAUGGAAAUAGUUGGGGACUGUUGGUUUUUGUUGGGAAUAUUUUAUGUUGUUUGUGUUAAUUCUGUGGUUGUUUCAAAACAUCAACAGGGCCAUUUACAAUAUAAUGAUUUUAUUCAACAGCCACAACAACAAAAUGAUCAAUUAUUGCAGCGUACAAUACAAAAUUCAACAAUAAUUAAUAAGAGUCAUUUAAAUGAUGAAUCAAAUUUUGCACCAAACUGGACGCAAUGGUCACACUGUAAUAAUCAUUGUAAACAAAUUAGAGAAAAACAUUGUAUAAAUCAACAAAAAUGUGCUGGGCAUGUAUUAAAAGAGGAACGCCAUUGUCUGCACACAAUAAAAUGUUUACAGCAUCAUCGUCGGCGUAGUAAUGCACAACCAGGAAAUAGUAAUCAAUCAAAUCGUGAAACUUUACGUACAUUGCAUAGAUAUUCAAAUAAUAAUGAUAUUUUUACAACAUCAUCGCCAACACCAACAUAUCCUGCAUAUAUAUAUUCUACAAGACGAACAAAUAGACCAUUAAAAACUCAACAACGUCAACAUAGUACAAUUUUACCAACUAGGGUAACGCCAACAGUUACAACACAAUCAACGCUAUCGUCAACCUUAAAUUAUAACAAUGCUGGAGGUUACACCUUAAACAUAAACAAUGGCCGAUUAACUACACCAAAUUUACCAUACACUAAUCGUCAUAGAUAUCAAGGUUAUUCCAUGGCACGGAUGCAACAGCAACAACAACAAUCAAAUAGUGCCAUUAUUGACAACAAUAAUCGAAAUCAAUUGAAUAAUGAUUUACAUUCCGCACAACAUACUUCCGCCCAACAUCAUCGCCAUGAUCCAGGACAUGUAUCACGUGCGUACGAUCGCGUGAUAAAGCAAUCAAAGCAUGGUAUACGUGGUAAUGAUAAUGCAAAUAUUACGAUACUUAGACGUAGUUUAUAUACGAAAUGGAGUAAUUGGACCAAGUGUACUCGAAGCUGUCAAACACAACGGUUCAAACAUUGUAAAAAGAAGGGAACAUGUAAGAAAAAUGUGAUAAAAGAAACAGCAUAUUGUUAUGUGGAAGGCAGUCCAUGUCAUCGAUGGAUUGCUGAUCAUUUUGGUAUUAAUUAUGACGACGAUAGCGAAGAAGAAGAUUAUGAUUACAAAAUCAACUAUGAUCAACAGUAUGAUUAUAAAACUGACGACAUACCAUGGAAUUUACGGAGCAAUUGUGGUAUUGCAUUAAUAUCAAAUUCAUAUACAUGGCCAAUGUUACGAAUUGUUGGUGGACAUGCGAGUGUAAAAGAUAAAUGGCCCUGGCAAGUAGCGAUUAUGAAUAAGCAUAAAGUUCCAUUUUGUGGUGGGACAUUAAUUUCACCUCAAUGGAUACUAACAGCAGCACAUUGUUUAAGGAAACAUUUAUACGUAAGAAUCAAUGAUCACGACAUUUCAUACAAAGAUGGAACUGAAUACGAAUUUCGAAUACAAAAAAUGGUAUCACAUCCCGAAUAUAAUCCCGAAACGGUGGAUAAUGAUGUUGCGUUACUGAAACUUCCAUUUGAAAUAUCCCAAACUUUCGCGUGUUUACCCAGACAUAAUCAAACCUUACCAUACAAUAUGAUGUGUACAAUUACGGGAUGGGGUAAGCGAGGUGCAAAAGACGAACAUGGAACAAAAAUUUUACAUGAAACUGAGGUUCCAAUUGUACCACGUUCCGAAUGUCGAAACGCUCAUAAAAAUUUACGUAUUACGUCCAAUAUGUUCUGUGCUGGUUUUAAACAUGGUGGUCGUGACACAUGUGCUGGGGAUUCAGGUGGACCAUUAGUAUGUCAAAGUAAACCAGCUGAUACUGUAACAGGAUUAAAACCAUGGGUGGUGCAUGGUAUCACAAGUUUUGGAGAAGGUUGUGGACGAAAAUCCAAAUAUGGUGUUUAUAUUGCUGUUGAUAAUUAUGUAAAAUGGAUUCAUGAAGUUAUAAAAAAUAAUUAAUAAAUUUUUAAAACUUUUGUU
This is a messenger RNA of Chrysoperla carnea, 2362 nucleotides long. RefSeq lists its product as uncharacterized. The record is from RefSeq and is a predicted model, not a curated record. Gene Ontology annotation, biological process: proteolysis. The transcript is spliced from 7 exons. Gene Ontology annotation, molecular function: serine-type endopeptidase activity. NCBI's taxonomy places the organism in Eukaryota, Metazoa, Arthropoda, Insecta, Neuroptera, Chrysopidae. The coding region runs from base 371 to 2341 and encodes 656 amino acids.